GUAGUUUAACCGGUGUAAAAAGCAGUCAUUGCCUAUUGUUAUUGUUACAGGUUUUGCUGAAUUAUUAGCAUUUUAAAAGUUUAAUAAUUUUCUUAUUUGCGAUUUUCAUUUAUAAUAUCAAGAUGUCGUAUAAAACAGGACAGAAGGUCCAAAAAGUUAUGGUCCAGCCUAUUAACCUUAUUUUUAGGUUUUUACAAAAUAAAUCGAAGAUUCAGGUGUGGCUAUAUGAAAAUGUCACAACUAGGAUUGAAGGACAUAUAAUUGGGUUUGAUGAAUAUAUGAACCUAGUCUUGGAUGAUGCAGAAGAAAUUGUCAUGAAAACUCAAGAAAGGAAGAUGUUGGGUCGUGUUCUACUGAAAGGUGAAAAUAUUACCUUGCUCAUGAAUACUGAGAAACCCAAGCCUUCAACAUCUGGAUAAAUUUCUAUGUUCAAAGCAUUGUACAUUUGAUAAUCAUGUCCUCCUUCACUUCAAAUCAUCAUCUGGAUAAAUUUUGAUUUGUUCAUUGUUUUUUGUCAAUUGUGCAUAUCAUUAUAAUUUUUCAAAUAAAAAUUUCAUCAUUAAAUAA
Molecule: messenger RNA, 567 nt
Organism: Argiope bruennichi
Lineage: Eukaryota; Metazoa; Arthropoda; Arachnida; Araneae; Araneidae
Gene: SmE
Product: probable small nuclear ribonucleoprotein E
Exons: 5
Coding region: 123-419 (98 amino acids)
Biological process (GO): spliceosomal snRNP assembly; mRNA splicing, via spliceosome
Cellular component (GO): precatalytic spliceosome; U4/U6 x U5 tri-snRNP complex; U2 snRNP
Molecular function (GO): RNA binding
Source: RefSeq, a predicted model, not a curated record